Amphiprion ocellaris (clown anemonefish) is the source of this 1145-nucleotide messenger RNA. RefSeq names its product probable serpin E3. Gene Ontology annotation, molecular function: serine-type endopeptidase inhibitor activity. Lineage: Eukaryota; Metazoa; Chordata; Actinopteri; Pomacentridae. The coding region runs from base 296 to 892 and encodes 198 amino acids. The transcript is spliced from 6 exons. Gene Ontology annotation, biological process: negative regulation of endopeptidase activity. The record is from RefSeq and is a predicted model, not a curated record.
CUUCAGGCUACAAAUGGAUGGCUGGAGCGAAACUUUGAGGUCUCCACCGUGAUCUUCCGCAAGUUUGAUGUCUUGAUUUAGUAAUGAGUCGUGGCCCCUCCAGUCAGGAAGCAGCAGCGGAGAGCUCUCUGGAUCAGGAGAGGCCCAGGCCGAGGCCCUGUGGUGGGGACACCACCUGCAGGUGGCGCUGGUCAACACGGUGGCCUUCAGGGGCAUCUGGCAGAAGCAGUUUCUGUUCACCAACUCCCAGAACCUGCCCUUCAUCCUGUCUGAUGGGACUCCCAUCAAGGUGCCCAUGAAGUACCAGGCUGCAGAGGUCAGCUUUGGUCAGCUCAGGACGGGAUCGGAUCAGCGCUACACGGUUCUGGAGCUGCCGUUCCUGGGCCGCUCCCUGAGCCUGCAGGUGCUUCUACCCAGCGAGAGGAAGACGCUACUGUCCUCCCUGGAGGCUCAGCUCACACAGCGCCACCUAGCGUCCUGGGACACCGGCCUGCACAGAACCAGGAUGGACAUCUUCCUCCCAAGAUUCAGAAUGCAGAACAAGUUCAACCUGAGGUCGGUGCUCCCCGCUAUGGGCAUCAGCGACGCCUUCAACCCCACAGCAGCCGACUUCACCGGGAUCUCAGUGGAGGAGGGUCUCUAUGUGUCUGAUGCCUUCCAUGAAGUCAGGAUAGAAGUCACGGAGGACGGGACCAAAGCAGCUGCUGCUACUGGGAUGGUCCUCCUCAAAAGAUCCCGAGCUCCAGUUUUCAAAGCAGAUCGGCCGUUCUUAUUUCUACUGCAACAGGUUCACACAGGUAUUUACUUCACAUCAUACAGAUGUUUUCAAUGUUUUAGUCUAGAAAAGCACCCUAGUCAGGGUAUGCUGUUUGACAUUUUAGUUUUAGUAUGAAAAUAAAUAGAUCUUUGAAUGAGUUGCACUGAUCAGACACUACAGAAAUACUCAGUGGAGCAGACAGGUUUGAGCUGAGCAUCAACAGGUGACCUAUCCUUGAGCUCCUGGAGGGUUUUUGUGAACAGAAGCUUUGGAACACGUGUGUGAAUUACUCCUGUUGGACCUUCUCUCUCAGAAGUUUAAAAAUGAAAUUAAUAAAUAAUCUGUUUCUGUUCUGUGAUUCAUGUUCAGUGGUGAAAUAAAAAAAACA